Molecule: messenger RNA, 547 nt
Organism: Alosa alosa (allis shad)
Lineage: Eukaryota; Metazoa; Chordata; Actinopteri; Clupeiformes; Clupeidae
Product: tryptase-2-like
Exons: 3
Coding region: 29-547 (172 amino acids)
Biological process (GO): proteolysis
Molecular function (GO): serine-type endopeptidase activity
Source: RefSeq, a predicted model, not a curated record
GCGGGUGGUGCUGCACUCAGAUUACAGAAUGGAUGAAACAAACCAUUCGGUGUACAACGACAUCGCCCUGGUGCAGCUGCAGGAGGCCGUGUCCUUCUCUGACACAGUGAAGCCUGUGAUACUGCCCAGCCCCCGAGAUGUCUUCAGCCCCGACACUGAGUGCUGGGUCACUGGAUGGGGUGAUGUAGCUGAGGGCACACCGCUGGGUGGGAAGCAGACUCUCCAGGAGGUGCAGGUCUCUCUGAUUGAUGAUGUCACAUGUCGUCGGAUCUACCCCGAGACGACUGACCGCAUGCUGUGCGCCGGUGACCCAAGGGGAGGAAAAGACUCCUGUCAGAGUGACUCUGGUGCGCCCCUAGUGUGUGUCCUAGCAGGAGAGGAGAGGAGGUUUGUGCAAGUCGGCAUUGUCAGCUUUGGGCAGGGCUGUGCUCGUGUGGGAUUACCUGGAGUCUACACACACGUCCUCAGCUACACACAGUUCAUCAGGGACAUCAUUCAAGAGACAGAAUGCAACGAUCUUCCACCUUUUGAAGCGUGUUUUCUGUAA